CUUCGCUGGGCGGCUGGACGUUUGACGCGAUGGACGUUCUGGCGUGGAGCGAAGAGGCAGGCAUGACUGCCUGGCUGCAGUUCAUGGUGCUCCCCGGCGGCCCCAUCUUCAUGGGCUCCCUCAAGACCGCCGCCGACGCUGAGGCUGCAGGCUGCAACGUGUUUGGAGAGCUGCGCAGCCAGCCAAGCCGCCUGGCGCCCGAUGCCAACAUGGACCCUGCCGUCGGCCAGCUGGUUGCAUCCGGCCUGGCCUCCGCCUCCACCAUGCUCGCUGCCUCCCUGCUGCGCUCCGCCUUCAGGUGCUGGAGUGCGCUGAAGAGCGGCCUGAGCGCGGACGAGAUCGCAUCGGCGCACGAUGUCAUGCUGGAGAGAAUGGACGCCGAGUUUGGAACGCUCAAGCGGCUGGAGACGCUGGUGACCGCGGCCGAGGCCACCUUCCCGGGAGCCGCCGGCGCCAAGGAGAUGGACCCCGCCGCCACCGCAGACGCCGUCGCCGCAGAAGCCGAGGCUGCCGAGAAUGCGCAGGCUGCCAAGACGGCGGCUGAGGCGACAGAGACGGCGGCACGCGAAGCUGAGGAGGCCGCCAACAAGAGCGACGCCCUGGAGGCCACCUCCAAGGCCGCCGUCGCCGCAUGGCGCGCCAGCCAGGCCCAGUCAGCGGCGGCUGCAGCAGAGGCGUCCGCUCUGGAGUCCAGCAAGCACGCUCGCCUGUCGCACACAAUUGCCGCGCUGGCCGCCGCACAGGCCGCUGCACAGUCCUUCAACAUGGCAAAGGAGGUGGCUGCUGAGUCAGCUGCAGCGGAGGCACGGGCGGCGGCGGCUGCACUGCGCGCGGUGGAGGCCGGCAUUGCACUGUACGCCGAGAAGAGGGACUACCUCAAGCUCAAGGACAUUGCCGAGGCAUCCGACGUAGCCGGCAAGGCGCUGGACGCGGCCAAGGCGGCAGUGACCGGGUGGGAGGCGGCGAGCGUGGCCAGCCGCAGGGGCGCGCUCGAUGCGGCCAAGGUGGCCGCAGAGUUCUCGCAGCUCUGCCACAAGUUCAUGCGCUCCGUGCACCGCGCCUAGGCGCGCAAAUACAGUCCCCCCGCUGCCGGGCAUGCACGUGGGGCAAAGACCUUAAUCGCUCAAUAUAAAAAGCAGACAAGGCGGCAGCACACUGUCGCCCCGGAUGGCAUGCACGGCAGAGCUUCUGUCGUGUGUCAAGUGAUGUACCACAGAUGGAAGACGAUGGAAAGCUGCCGGUGUCGGAUGGCGGCAGCUGCAGGCUGAGCCAAGGAUCAUGGGCUCAAGGAAAAUUCCUACAAGCAGGCAGUGGUGAUGGGAAGCCGAUGAUGGCGUUGGUAGAUCUCUCACAGGGAGGCAACCCACAUGAGCAGCAUGUCAAGGGGCGCAUGCAAUAGCCACCUGCAGAGGAGCAGAGGGAAGCUGCUGUGGGAAGGCCGGCUUCUUGGAAUUACUGUGAUAGCAGAAGGCUCUUGUAGUGGGGACAUUAUGGUGGUGAUGAUUGAGUCAUGCUCAGGAAGGGCAUCAUAACAGAUUGCAACACUUGGAUAGCAUGCAGGUGGGGCCUGGUUAGCAAGUUGCGAGGUGCACUGCAUCGUUGCUAGGCUAGGUGCUUGAACCAGGGUGUCAACUUGAACGUAAAAAGACUUGGAAGUUUGACAAAUAGAAGCAGUAGAGCAAUGUAGUAGUAACUUGCAAAUGUUGACAUUAUUGUGCUCGUGCAAUAGAGGGUGAUUUACAGGAACCUGGCUUUUAAGCAGCAUUGGAAGGUUGCACGACAGUAGGACAGAAAACAGUGGUACCUUGCAAGUGUUGCGUUGCGUUUGUGGAGUUUUUUUGUUGAGCAGAAUUUCAUUCGAUAACAACAACUGAUGCUGCUACUUUCGAUUCAGGGGCAGCGCAGAGACUGGGCACAGCAAUUGCUUGGGUGUUACAUUGUGAUAGGAAUUAGGUGAACGUUUGCCGAGUGAUUUGAUUUGUGCCCACUCUUUGCUCAUGACCCAUUCCCUUCCUGAAAGGUGAAAGGGUGGGGCUCAGUGAUUCCCAUUUGGCAAGUAAAAUUUCUUUUUGGAAUACAUUUUCCUUUAUGUAUGCAUCAUAGCCAAAUGCAGCUUCAUAUGGCAAUGCAUUUGCCCUCUCAGUGCCUACCUAAGAAGUGGCACCUCCAAUUCUUCUUCAGUGCAGUACAUUUAACGCAAGCCCUCUC
Molecule: messenger RNA, 2208 nt
Organism: Coccomyxa subellipsoidea C-169
Lineage: Eukaryota; Viridiplantae; Chlorophyta; Trebouxiophyceae; Coccomyxaceae
Exons: 7
Coding region: 30-1064 (344 amino acids)
Source: RefSeq, a predicted model, not a curated record